AGACAGCUCCUGUGUCUGUCUGUGAGCCUCUUCUUCCACCCCCACACACACACACACUGAGGACACCACUGGGUGUGUGUGAGAGAGCGACACAGAGUGUGUCGAAACUUUCUGUGCUGGAUCUUUAAUCCCUUUCAUCCCCAACUCCAGCGACGAGCCUCGUUAAGCCUCUCCUCCUCGCCUCACUGGGAAGACGACAUGACAGACGCAGCAACCAACAUGCGGCUGAAGCUGCCGAUCACCUGCUUCAUCCUGCAGAUCAUCCUCAUCAUCCUCUUCGGCGCAGUGGUGAAGUAUGACCAUGAGACGGAUGCAAAGGCGUGGCAUAACAUGACAGAGUCCGGUCAUUCUAACUAUGACAAUGACUUCUACUACCGCUACCCAAGUUUCCAGGAUGUGCACGUGAUGAUCUUCGUCGGUUUCGGCUUCCUCAUGACCUUCCUGCAGCGAUACGGCUUCAGCAGCGUGGGCUUCAACUUUGUGAUCGCAGCCUUGGCUCUGCAGUGGGCAACGCUCAUGCAGGGCUUCCUCCACGGUCUGCAUGGAGGCAAGAUCGAGAUUGGAGUGGAGAGUAUGAUCAAUGCUGAUUUCUGCACCGGCUCCGUGCUCAUCUCAUUCGGAGCUGUUCUGGGUAAAACCAGCCCGGUCCAGCUGCUGAUCAUGGCGAUGUUCGAGGUCACGCUGUUUGCUGUCAAUGAGUUCAUCCUGCUGUCUGCUCUGGGGGCCAAGGACGCUGGAGGCUCCAUGACCAUCCACACAUUUGGAGCCUACUUUGGCCUGAUGGUGACUCGAAUCCUGUACCGGCCCAACCUGGACAAGAGCAAGCACAAGAACAGCUCAGUCUACCACUCUGACCUGUUCGCUAUGAUUGGUACCCUCUACCUGUGGAUGUUCUGGCCCAGUUUUAACUCUGCCAUCACAGCUCACGGAGACGACCAGCACCGCACAGCCCUGAACACCUACUACUCCCUGGCAGCCUGCACUCUCUCCACCUACGCCAUGUCUUCCCUCACAGCACACGAUGGCAAGCUGGACAUGGUUCACAUCCAAAAUGCUGCCCUGGCCGGAGGAGUCGCAGCGGGAACAGCUGGGGAAAUGAUGCUGACGCCUUUUGGCUCCAUGAUUGUCGGGUUCUUGGCCGGGAUCAUCUCUGUUCUGGGCUUCAAGUACCUCUCACCCAUCCUGGAGGAAAAACUGAAGAUUCAGGACACCUGCGGGGUUCACAACCUGCACGGCAUGCCCGGCGUCCUGGGCGCCAUUGUGGGAGCGGUCACCGCUGCUUUGGCAACCAGAGACAUUUAUGGAGACGGUUUGAAGGACGUGUUCCCUGAUGUGGCUAAAGGAGACGUUGAAGCUUCUUUCCAGGGUGUCCGUCAGGCCAUUUCCCUCGCCGUCACCCUGGGCAUCGCCCUGCUGGGAGGACUUAUUGUCGGCUUCAUUUUGAAGCUGCCCGUCUUCGGCGCUCCUCCCGACACUCUCUGCUUCGAGGACGACGUCUACUGGGAGGUACCUGGAGACGAGGCGGGUCACGAGGACCAGCUGACCACUGUGAGGACGGAGGAGUCUGAGAAGCUCAACAGUUAGAUACUCACACACACACACACACACAGACAGAACCACGCACACACACUCUGAGGUUUUAACAUCCUAGCACUUGAGUAUUACACCUUUAUAGGUCAUAAAAGAAAAAAGCUGCCAAAUGUCUGUUUUUAUGUGUAAAGACAAAGUCUCAUCUUUUAUCCUGAAGAGAAAUAAAAUCCCAUUUAAAAAGGUUAUUGAGAGGUUUGACCACUAGAGGACGAUGUGGAGCCACAGGCCUGUGAGGUGAUGAGUCUAUUGGAUGAAAAAUGCUGUCUAACUGUCCCCUGAACCAGGCCUGGACACGGUUACAGAGUUUAACUUCCCACAGCCAGUUCACACCAAAGACAGAGCCACGAAGCAUUUAACAGAAACUGGCUGGGGUUUUAAAACAUUUUCAUAAGAAACCAAUUAUGUUUUUAUUCUGAAAAAAGGAUUUUCAUGCAAAACAAUGCAUGAACAUAAUGAUGUUCAUUUUUUAAAUGUAUGUUAUCUCCUCAUAGUUUAGGUUUGGGAUUUCCUGUGAUUUUAUUUUUCAUAUUAAACUGUGUAUAAUGAGUUAGAAUAGCUCCAGUUAUGUAUCUUGACCUUCAGACUAAAUUCAUUUGUGUUUUUUAGAUUGGCCGAAUGCAUUCACUGUUUAGAACAGUUUUCUGUGAAUUGGGCAAAAUAAAUUGUUCAAAUGUCCCAUGUUGCAUCAUUUAAUAUUCCACAUUAAACUGUAUGUAUUUUAUAAUAAUGAGAAAAAUGACGUUAUCAGGAAAGAAUCGAUGAUUUCUUACCUCAGUCUGUUACUGUUCAGGCUUUUAGAAUGAUUCAGUAAUUUUAUCAAAUUUAGCAGAGAGACAAGUGGCAAUGCAAUCAAGUCUCUGCUUGUUAUGAUGAAGGCCAGUCGUCAUUAGUCCUUUUUUUUUCUUCAAGGCUUAAUGACUGUGUAGCAAUCAUGGUAGAAGGGGUUAAUGCCUCCAAUCCAGACAGGGUUUGUCUCUGCGUAAUUAACACACUUUCACUUUCGGGGAUCAAACAGCCAGAAAAGCGAGAGUCCUUGUUAGAUAUGGUCUCCUCAGGGCCUGAGUAUGAGGGGUGAUUAAUGCCACUGAGGCGGAGGAAGAGGAGGAGGCAUCUUCAUCAACAAAUAAGUCCUUUAAAAGCUUUGUCUCGUGGUAUCAGAAUUAUUAUUAUUAUUAUUAUUAUUAUUAAUUAUAAUUAUUCCUUCACUAAUCUCCUCGCACAUUAACCUGUUGAAUAGUAGUUUAAUAAGUUUUUCUUCUGUUCUGAUUCCUCACCUUUGUUUCCUUAUCUCUUAUCGUAAUGUUUGUCGUUGUUUGUGACAUGUUUGUCUUUAUUGUCACGUGUCUCUGCUCUCAUUGGACCACAGUGAGUAAAUAAAGGUAGAAUGCAUGAA
This is a messenger RNA of Lates calcarifer (barramundi perch), 2983 nucleotides long. RefSeq names its product Rh family B glycoprotein (gene rhbg). The coding region runs from base 199 to 1584 and encodes 461 amino acids. NCBI's taxonomy places the organism in Eukaryota, Metazoa, Chordata, Actinopteri, Centropomidae. Gene Ontology annotation, cellular component: plasma membrane. Gene Ontology annotation, molecular function: ammonium channel activity. The record is from RefSeq and is a predicted model, not a curated record. Gene Ontology annotation, biological process: ammonium transmembrane transport; ammonium homeostasis. The transcript has 10 exons.